ACAGUUAACUUAAAUAUACAAAUGUUCGCCAAAUAUCUCAGAUCUGCAAGAGGUUAAAUUCCUGACAGGAAGAAUCACUUGGACUAUACCAAAAUACUGACCAAAAGUGCAGAAUAUACCUUUGAAUGUUUUACUGUUAAUUAUGUUCUAGUUAAGAAAUAAAUAGUUCUAACAGAGCAGCUAACUUCUGUGGGAAAGAUCAUAGCCACACUCUAAACAGAAUCUUUACCAGACCACAAUCCUUAAUGGACUUUCCCUUACCCCCUGUCUAUAUCCUACCAUUUGGUCUGGUCCCUCCUCAGUGCUUUAGUUCCACAGAAGAGGUCCCCAGCAGACAGUGCCAAUCAAUAAAGCAUUGUAAAGUUAUGAUAUCUCUGCCUGUGUUCGAGUCCUUAUGCCUGUUGCAGUAACAACCCCUACACUGGUGGAGUGUGUGGAAUAGAGGGCCACGUGGGUCGGUGUGACAGAAAGAGAGGGUUACAUUUGGUGCCGUGACUCGGAUUACAUCGAUUUGCACCGGUGACCAGUGAGGAUUUUCAUAUUCGCCAGUGGUAACUGCAGCUGAUAAACAAAUAAGUGGACUUUGUUCAAAGGUUUGAGAGACUAUUUUACAAGGACUCUGUAAGUGGUAUAGAAAGACAAUAUGUCUGAGCGUCGCACAACACCUCCAGGGCACUUACAAUCAACCCCUGCACCACGGGGAAGAGGUAUUCAAUCACGUGACAAAAUAAGUAAUGUAAGUUUAAGUUUUGGCAUGUCAGCAAUUCAGCCUGAAAGUUCACUGACCAGGUCUGGUUCACCUGCACUAACUAGUCAUGGUGUAGCUGAACUGCAACAUCAGCACGCUGCACAGGAAGGAGGAAUAAUACAAGAUAGUGACCCUUAUUGCAGAGGUGCAGCUAGCUACAUGCAGGGUACAUCUGAAAACCCUCAGUUUUUGUCCGAUCUUAUAAAAGAAGUUGGACAACAGAUUAGCCACUCAAUUAUAACAGGGUUAGCAGCCCAAAACACCAGACUUGGUGACACUGCGCCAGUGAGUGACAAGCAAACUGAGGAGUGGGCUAAAUUAAAUUGGAUACUCAAUGCAAAAGUAAAGGAACCCCCUGUAUUUAGGGGAGAUGAAAAUGAUAAAUGUACUGUAUAUGAAUGGGAGGAAAUUAUGCAGUCUUACCUUACUAAAAAGGGUUACCAACUUGCUGAGCAUGGUAAAGAGAUUAUGGAUAGACUUAUGGGUCGUGCAAAAGAACUAGUGAAAAUUGGGGUCAGAAAUAACCCAUCUAUAGAUAUUAAACGUGACCCAAGAGCGAUUUACAGUAUCUUGAAGCAACAUUUUGGGGAAGCCAUAUCCUCCGCAACCCCAUUAGCAGACUUUUAUUCCACACUCCCAAAGCUUGGUGAGAGUAGUCUAGACUACUGGAUUCAUUUAAAUCAAGUCAUUGAUCUUGCCAAUGAGUGUUUAAAAAGGCAAGGGAAAUGUGUGGAAGACCCAGGUCACGAGGUGGCAAUGAUGUUUAUUAGACACUGCCCAGAGCCAGAUUUGCAGUGUGUAUUCAGGUGUAAACCCGCUGAAAAGUGGACUGUGGGUGAGGUUCAAGAAAUGAUGGAUAGUUAUCAUAGAGACAAGAGACUGAGGCCCGAAUGUAAGCCAGUCAAAACCAUAGCUAGCAAGAAGGGGGAGAUCUUAAAUGUAUCAACUGAUUCCCACUUUUCUGAACCUCCAGUAAAAGAGAACCUUCCAUCUUAUAUUAAAGAGGAAGAUAAUACAAAUGUUGAGAGAUUAAUUACAUUGCUAGAGAAGGUAAUCCCAGUUCAAGGGGCCUAUCAGCACCCGGUGCUGCCUGUAACAGCUGGGUUAACCCAUUCAAGGAGGCACAAUACUUGUGAUAUAUGCAAAGAUGGCAAACACUCUACAAAAGCACACUGUAUGAUGAACAAUUUAUGUUUCCUGUGCUGGCAAUCAGGUCAUAAGAGGCAGGAAUGUCCAAAAAGGAAACUGACACAUCAGUUAAACUAGAAAGCCUGCAUGUAGAGGGGUGUAGUGUGGGCACAAAUUCACAAACCCCAAUUUCCCAUGAUGUCCAUGACCUAGAGAAUUGCUAUAGGGAACAUGCUCAAUCCAUAACUGACAAGACAUUGGUAGUAUUUCAACGAACACAAAGGGUCGCACCAUAUGACAACUUGUUCUAUACUACUGUUGUUGUUCAAGAAAAAUGUGAACUAAAUGCUAUGAUUGAUAGUGGCUCAAUGGCCUGUACAAUCAGUGAACAAGUAGAGGAGAAAUUAGUGCAAGCUAAUUUACUAAAACAAUGUUCUGGUUCACCAAGUGGUAUUGUACUUGUAGGUUGUGGUGGCAACAGAGUAAACCCAAGAGCUCAGUACGAAAUACUGUUAGAAAUGUUUAACUGUAAAAUGAUUGUGCCAAUACUAGUGGUGCCAGGGCAAACUGAUGAUAUAAUUAUUGGUACAAAUGUUAUCAAACAUAUUAUCCAUCAGCUAAAAAAAGAUGACAAUUUUUGGAAAGUGCUAGCGGCUCCUGAAAAGCAUAGCGAUGAAGAUUCAAAUUCCUUUUUACACCUUUUAGCUAAUGUAAGCCGAUGGAAAGGUGACAUGAUCCCAGAGAAAGUAGGCACCGUAAAGCUUAAUACUUGUAUUGUCUUACAACCCCAUCAGGAACAUUUAGUAUGGGGUAAACUCCCAGAGAAGUGUAGCUUAUCAGUUGGGAGCACAGUUAUUAUAGAGCCUACUACUUCCAAGUCUUGCCCACGUAAUGUAUUGGUAGGGCGCUCAGUUACAUCAUUAUGGGGUGACAGAUGGAUUCCCAUGAAGGUGAUUAAUACAUCUGAUAAGCAAAUAACCAUUCGGAGAAAUGCAAAAAUUGCUGAUGUCCACCCUUGUAUUGCUUUAGAAGACUUUGAACUGGACUGUCAGGAAAAAGCAAAGCUGUUACAAUAUCACACAGUACAUGAAAAUACUUGCACUGGUAAUUCUAUGAA
Molecule: messenger RNA, 2993 nt
Organism: Xenopus laevis (African clawed frog)
Lineage: Eukaryota; Metazoa; Chordata; Amphibia; Anura; Pipidae
Exons: 2
Coding region: 644-2014 (456 amino acids)
Source: RefSeq, a predicted model, not a curated record